Messenger RNA from Nerophis lumbriciformis (worm pipefish), 3057 nucleotides. Lineage: Eukaryota; Metazoa; Chordata; Actinopteri; Syngnathiformes; Syngnathidae. The record is from RefSeq and is a predicted model, not a curated record.
CGGUCAGACAGCUAUCGCGUGGCUACCACGCAGGACAAGGAUGAAAAGGAGUCACCCAAGAAGAAAGGAGGCAAGGACAUGGACGACCUCAAGAAGGAAGUUCCCAUCACGGAGCACAAAAUGUCUGUGGAGGAAGUUUGCAGGAAAUACACCACUGACAUUGUUCAGGGUCUGACUAACGCCAAGGCCGCGGAAUAUCUGGCCAGAGACGGCCUGAACGCCCUGACCCCGCCGCCCACAACUCCGGAGUGGGUCAAGUUCUGUCGCCAGCUCUUUGGCGGCUUUUCCAUCCUGCUGUGGAUCGGCGCCAUCCUCUGCUUCCUGGCCUACGCUAUCCAGGCCGCCACGGAGGACGAGCCUGCCGGGGAUAACUUGUAUCUUGGUAUCGUGCUGUCGGCCGUCGUCAUCAUCACCGGUUGCUUCUCCUACUUCCAAGAAGCCAAGAGCUCCAAGAUCAUGGAGUCCUUCAAGAACAUGGUCCCCCAGCAAGCCCUUGUGAUCCGCGAAGGGGAGAAGAUGCAGAUCAAUGCUGAGCAGGUGGUUGCUGGCGACCUGGUGGAGGUGAAGGGGGGAGACAGGAUCCCCGCAGACCUCCGCAUCAUCUCGUCUCACGGCUGCAAGGUAGACAACUCAUCCCUGACUGGGGAAUCAGAGCCGCAGACCAGGUCACCUGACUGCACUCAUGACAAUCCUCUGGAGACGCGCAACAUCGCCUUCUUUUCCACCAACUGCGUGGAGGGCACGGCUCGCGGCAUCGUUGUGUGCACGGGCGAUCGCACUGUAAUGGGCCGCAUCGCAACCCUCACCUCUGGCCUGGAGACUGGAAAGACGCCCAUCGCCAAGGAGAUCGAGCACUUCAUCCACAUCAUCACCGGCGUAGCCGUUUUCCUCGGCGUCACCUUCUUCAUUUUGUCACUGGUCUUGGGGUACUCCUGGCUGGAGGCUGUCAUCUUCCUCAUCGGCAUUAUCGUUGCCAAUGUUCCCGAGGGCCUGUUGGCUACAGUUACUGUGUGCCUCACACUGACCGCAAAGCGAAUGGCUCGCAAAAACUGCCUGGUGAAGAAUCUAGAGGCGGUGGAGACACUGGGAUCCACCUCCACGAUUUGCUCAGACAAGACAGGCACCCUGACUCAGAACAGGAUGACCGUAGCCCACAUGUGGUUUGACAACCAGAUCCAUGAGGCAGACACUACUGAGGACCAGUCAGGCUCCUCCUUUGAUAAAAGCUCCACUACGUGGGUGUCCCUGGCCCGCAUCGCUGCCCUGUGCAACCGCGCCGUUUUCAAGGCCGGUCAGGAGUCUUUGCCCAUCCUGAAGCGCGACGUGGCCGGCGACGCCUCCGAAUCUGCGCUGCUCAAGUGUAUUGAGCUCUCUUGCGGUGCCGUCAAGACCAUGAGGGACAAGAACAAGAAAGUGGCCGAGAUCCCCUUCAACUCAACCAACAAGUACCAGCUCUCCAUUCACGAGAGUGAUGACGAGUCGGACAACCGCUACCUUCUGGUGAUGAAGGGAGCACCUGAGAGGAUCCUGGACCGCUGCUCCACCAUCAUGUUGCAGGGCCGCGAGCAACCCAUGGAUGAUGAGAUGAAGGAGGCUUUCCAGAACGCUUACCUGGAGCUGGGAGGCCUGGGGGAAAGAGUGCUGGGUUUCUGUCACCUCUUCCUGCCAGAAGAGUCCUACCCGAAAGGCUUUGCCUUUGACACAGACGAUGUCAACUUCCAGACGGACAACCUCUGCUUCGUGGGCCUCAUGUCCAUGAUCGACCCGCCCCGCGCCGCCGUUCCCGAUGCCGUUGGCAAGUGUCGCUCUGCUGGCAUUAAGGUCAUCAUGGUGACUGGCGAUCAUCCAAUCACAGCCAAGGCCAUCGCCAAGGGCGUAGGCAUCAUCUCCGAGGGCAAUGAGACCGUGGAAGACAUUGCUGCACGUCUCAACAUUCCCGUGAGUCAGGUGAACCCCAGGGAUGCAAAAGCCUGCGUGAUCCACGGAACAGACCUGAAGGAGCUCAACCAAGACCAGAUGGAUGACAUUUUGAGGAAUCACACAGAGAUCGUUUUUGCUAGGACUUCGCCUCAGCAAAAGCUCAUCAUUGUAGAGGGAUGCCAGAGACAGGGGGCCAUCGUGGCUGUGACGGGCGACGGCGUCAACGACUCCCCCGCCCUUAAGAAAGCCGACAUCGGUGUCGCCAUGGGAAUUUCUGGCUCGGACGUGUCCAAACAAGCCGCUGACAUGAUCCUGCUGGAUGACAACUUUGCCUCCAUCGUCACAGGCGUCGAGGAAGGCCGCCUGAUCUUUGACAACCUGAAGAAGUCCAUCGCGUACACGCUGACCAGCAACAUCCCCGAGAUCACCCCCUUUCUCUUCUUCAUCCUGGUCAACAUCCCACUUCCUCUGGGGACCAUCACCAUCCUUUGCAUUGACUUGGGCACGGACAUGGUGCCAGCCAUCUCUCUGGCAUACGAGGCGGCGGAAAGCGACAUCAUGAAGCGUCAGCCAAGGAACCCGAUGAGGGACAAACUGGUCAACGAAAGACUCAUCAGCAUCGCCUACGGACAGAUCGGUAUGAUCCAAGCUCUGGGCGGGUUCUUUGCCUACUUUGUUAUCAUGGCGGAAAAUGGCUUCCGGCCCUCCGUUCUGAUGGGAAUCCGCCUGAAUUGGGACGACCGCUCCAACAAUGACCUAGAGGACAGCUACGGACAACAAUGGACAUAUGAACAGCGCAAAAUCGUGGAGUUCACAUGCCACACAGCCUUUUUUGUCAGCAUCGUGGUAGUGCAGUGGGCUGACGUCAUCAUCUGCAAGACCAGACGCAACUCGGUCUUCCAGCAGGGCAUGAGGAACAAGAUUUUGAUCUUCGGCCUGUUUGAAGAAACUGCCCUCGCCGCCUUCUUGUCUUACUGUCCGGGCAUGGAUGUGGCGCUACGGAUGUAUCCGCUCAAGGCUAGUUGGUGGUUCUGCGCAUUCCCAUACAGUUUCCUCAUCUUUGUUUACGAUGAGAUCCGAAAGCUCAUCCUGCGCCGAAACCCUGGAGGUUGGGUGGAAAAGGAGACGUAUUAUUAA